Messenger RNA from Paramecium sonneborni, 741 nucleotides. Lineage: Eukaryota; Ciliophora; Oligohymenophorea; Peniculida; Parameciidae. The record is from the annotation of a GenBank genome assembly.
AUGUCUUCGUUUAAUUAGAAGUAACAAAAGAAACUUAAUGAACAUAAGGAAUUAGCAUAAAAAUAGAAAGAUGCAAAUGAACGUUUUCAAGAGGGUAAGAAGAUAAUGAUGAAAGAGAAUAAGACAGCAAAUGAUUUUGAUAGAGCAAUUCAAUUAUUUUCGGAGGCAAUUACAUUGUUAUAAGUAAUUAAAAUAUAAUAAGUUAUAUAAGAACUCUAAUUAAACAGAGCCAUAAUAUGCUAAAUUUUAUGCAGCGAGAGGAAAUGCUUAUAUGCAAACUGGUUAAUAUUAGAGAGCACUUUUUGAUUUUUCAACAGCUGUUAGAUUUGAAGAGAAUAAUGCAGAACAUUAUGGGGCAAGAGGAAAUUGUUUUUUAUAAUUAGGAGAAGUGAAUGAUGCUUUAAAAGAAUAUGAUAAAGCAAUUUAAAUAAAAUCAACAGACGGUUUCUUAUUUUUAAAUAGAGCACUUGUAUAUGCUAGAUUAGAUAAUUAUAAAAAAGCAAUAGAAGAUUAUUAAUAAGCAUUAAAGUAUUUGAAAGAUUCAAAUGCAUAAUUUAAAGCACAUUUCCAUAUGGGAAAUUGUUAUAGAUAAAUUAAAAGUUAUGAUUAAUCAAUAGAACAUUUACAAAAGGCAUGUGAUAUAAAGAAAGAUGAAGCACCAGCUCAUAAUAAUUUAGGAUUAUCUUAUUUUGAGAAUUAAUAAUAUGAAUUAGCAUUAGAGAGAUUUACUAGAGCAAUUGA